AAACGAUUUUGGUAUUGAAAGAACAACGGUUUGUAAGACUGUAGAUUAUUUUGCACAAAAAAAUAUGGAGAAUGCAGGUCAAUGGAUAGUGUUUCCAACAACCGAACGAGAUUUAAACGAAGCAAAGACAAGUUGGGUGGCAAAAUACAGGAUUCCCACCGUAAUUGGCGCACUUGAUUGUACCCAUAUACAAGUUAAGAAACCUGAAGUGCAGUUUGGCGAUGAGUACAUAAAUGGGAAAAAUGUUGCUUCAUUAAACGUUCAGAUGACAUGUGAUGCAAUGGAAAGGAUCACAAGUAUAGACGUGCAAUGGCCUGGAAGUGUGCACGAUAGUAGGAUUUGGAGACAAAGUGCUGUUCAACAAAAACUUGCAAGAUUCCAAUGGAAUGCUUGCUUGCUAGGGGAGAGCGGAUAUGGUAUAUCUCCAUCGCUUUUAACACCAUUUAGACAACCACAAACUGAAUCAGAACGGCGGUACAACAGAUUACAUUCAAAAGAAAGAGUUGUAAUAGAACGUGUAUUUGGCCAACUAAAACAGCGCUUUCCAAUUCUAGCAAAUAGGAUUAGACUCCCAAUAUCGAACGUAAAAUAAUCAUAUGUUGUGCUAUACUUCAUAAUAUUGCUAAGUAUUUGCAGGAUGAGUGGGACUAUGGAAUAGAAAAUAAAAACGACGAUCAUUAGACGUCUUGGUGAAGAAAAGCGCUUAGAAAUAGUCCAAAUAAUAAAUCAGUUUAAUUCAAUUUAAAUAACAAAAUAUGUUUGCAACAUAUUUAUCAUAGUUAAUAGGUAUCAAAUAAAAAUUAUGUAGCUCUUAAAUACAGUUAUUCUA
Acanthoscelides obtectus is the source of this 829-nucleotide messenger RNA. The record is from the annotation of a GenBank genome assembly. Lineage: Eukaryota; Metazoa; Arthropoda; Insecta; Coleoptera; Chrysomelidae.